GAAAGAGAAAGAAAAGGGCUGGAGAAAGAGAGAGAAAAAUAUUGCUGUGUCUUAACAAGAAAGACAUUCAACGGCUGAAUAAAAAGGUGCGGGGGGGAAACCCUGUUCAUGUUUUGGGAUAUCAUUCUUUCAACUGGCUGGAACCAGAGUGGAUCAAAAGAAUGGGAAAUGCCAGCAAACCCUUUAGAAGAACUGCUUCUUUCCUAUGCUUUUUCUCUGUACUGUUGCUGACUGAAGGGAGCAAGACAGGGAAGACAACAUGUCCAGCUUGGUGUAUUUGUACCAAAGAUAAUGCUUUAUGUGAAAAUGCCAGAGCUAUUCCGCGCAGCGUUCCACCUGACGUUACCUCACUUUCCUUUGUGAGAUCGGCUUUUACUAAAAUCCCAGAAAGGAGUUUUGUCUUCUCACCAUCUCUGCAACUUCUGUUAUUUACAGCAAAUACAUUUGAUGUCAUUAGCGGUGAUGCCUUCAUGGGCCUUCCUCAUCUAGAAUAUUUGUUUAUAGAGAACAACAACAUCAAGUCUCUUUCAAACACUUCCUUCCGAGGACUGAAAUCUUUAAUUCACCUGAGUCUUGCAAACAAUAAUCUCCAAACCCUCCCAAAAGACAUAUUCAAAGGCUUGGAUUCUUUAACAAAUGUGGACCUUAGAGGUAAUGCAUUCAAAUGUGACUGCAAAUUGAAGUGGUUGGUUGCAUGGGUGAGCAGAACAAAUGCAACAGUAGAGGACAUUUAUUGUGAAAGUCCUCCGGAAUAUAAGAAGCGAAAAAUCAACAGCCUCUCUCCCAAUGAAUUUGAUUGCAUUAUUACAGAAUUUGUUGUUUUUCGGAAACUGCCUUAUCAGUCACUAUCGGUGGACACAUUCUCGUUUGAGAAUGAUGAGUUUGUUGUCAUUGCCCAGCCUUUUACUGGAAAGUGUAUCUUCCUUCAAUGGGACCACGUGGAAGGGACUUUUAGAAAUUUUGACAACAUUACAGGGACAUCAGUGGUUGUAUGCAAGCCUGUCAUUGUCGAGAGAAACCUAUACAUCAUAGUUGCCCAACUUUUCGGCGGCUCCCAUAUAUACAAAAGAGAUGUUAAUGCAAAUAAAUUCACUAAAAUUCAGGAUAUUGAGAUUCUCAAAAUCAGAAAGCCUAAUGACAUUGAAAUAUUCACGAUGGCGAAAGAAUGGUAUUUUGCAAUAGCAGACAGUUCAAAAGCUGGAAUCACCACUGUUUACAAAUGGAAUGGAAUAGGAUUUUACUCUGACCAGUCUUUGCAUGAGUGGUAUAGAGAUACUGAUGUGGAGUACCUUGAAAUAGCUGGCAAACCUCACUUGAUCCUGUCCAGUAGUUCUCAGCACCCUGUCAUAUAUCAGUGGAACAAAGGAGCAAACAAAUUUGUUGACCCUGUUGACAUUCCAGAUAUGGAGGAUGUUUAUGCCGUAAAGCACUUCACUGUGAAAGAGGACAUUUAUGUUUGUCUAACAAGAUUCAUUGGCGAUUCCAAAGUAAUGAAAUGGGGAGGUUCGAAAUUUCUGGAUUUACAAAGGAUGCCGUCUAGAGGGUCAAUGGUAUUCCAGCCUCUUCAGAUAAAGAAUUAUCAGUAUGCUAUUCUUGGAAGUGAUUAUUCAUUUACUCAAGUCUAUUUCUGGGAGGCAGGAAAGGCGAAAUUUGUGAAGUUUCAGGAAUUAAAUAUACAAGCUCCAAGAUCUUUCACACACAUUUUUGUCGACAAGCAAGAUUUUCUCUUUGCCUCAAGCUUUAAAGGGAAUACAGUGAUUUAUAAACAUAUCAUAGUGGACCUAAGUGCGUGACACAGAGAUUUUUGGAAUUUGUUGUGAGGCUUCCUCCAGUGAUAACAAGGACCUAAUGAACUAAAUGCAUGAUGAUGAUUCUCCUUUACUUCCAGUCUGCGGAAUGCCUUUAAUGGAUCAGAUUGCUAGAAUCAAAUACUACAAGUAUCUUCAUCCGUAAAUGUCAUGUCUAGUGCUUUUGGGAAUUGCUUUUUUUUUUUUAAGAAAAGACAAAUUAAAUCAUUAAUUAUUCUUUGCAGUCACAAUGGCUUGGAUCCAAAUUUAGUCACACUUAAAGUAGACCCAUUGAUAUCAAUGGUACAUAGUACAGUGAUGAAUAACUCAAGUCCCACUGAUUCCAGUGGGUCUAGUCUAAACAUGACUAAGGCUGCAUACACACCAUACAUUUAGAGCACAUUUAAAGCACAUUCCCCUCGCCCAAGAAUCCUGAGAACUGCAGUUUAUCUUUCACAGA
Molecule: messenger RNA, 2247 nt
Organism: Lacerta agilis (Sand lizard)
Lineage: Eukaryota; Metazoa; Chordata; Lepidosauria; Squamata; Lacertidae
Gene: LGI1
Product: leucine rich glioma inactivated 1
Exons: 8
Coding region: 162-1793 (543 amino acids)
Molecular function (GO): protein binding
Source: RefSeq, a predicted model, not a curated record